This is a messenger RNA of Pollicipes pollicipes, 862 nucleotides long. RefSeq names its product thioredoxin-like protein Dim1 (gene Dim1). The record is from RefSeq and is a predicted model, not a curated record. Lineage: Eukaryota; Metazoa; Arthropoda; Thecostraca; Pollicipedomorpha; Pollicipedidae. Bases 206 to 634 code for a protein of 142 amino acids. Gene Ontology annotation, cellular component: spliceosomal complex; U5 snRNP; U4/U6 x U5 tri-snRNP complex. Gene Ontology annotation, biological process: mRNA splicing, via spliceosome. The transcript has 2 exons.
CUUGAAACCCUCCGCGCAAUCACUCAUUCAAGGAAACGUUUUGGGAGGUUGGUUGCGGGGCUAGAUUGCUAUAUUGUAACUGAUCUGUUGAGCGUAUUGGCCGUUAUUGACAUUAUCGCGUGAUAUUCUUUGGAUACCACACCGGAACUGGACGCCGAAAACUGGGGUGAGGCAGGGGCCGGAGUCCUGCUGCUGUUCGACCAUCAUGUCUUACAUGCUGCAGCAUCUACACAAUGGCUGGCAAGUGGACCAGGCCAUCCUGUCGGAGGAGGACCGGACAGUAGUGAUCCGUUUCGGCCACGACUGGGACCCGCAGUGUAUGAAGAUGGAUGAAACUCUGUACAAUAUAGCUGAGAAGGUGAAAAAUUUCGCCGUCAUCUACCUAGUGGACAUUACAAAAGUCCCGGACUUUAACAAGAUGUAUGAGUUGUACGACCCAUGUACGGUCAUGUUCUUUUUCCGCAACAAACAUAUCAUGAUUGAUUUGGGGACGGGAAACAACAACAAAAUCAACUGGGCAAUGGAAGACAAGCAGGAAAUGAUCGACAUAGUGGAAACCGUAUACCGGGGUGCGCGCAAGGGCCGUGGUCUUGUGGUGUCACCAAAGGAUUACUCCACCAAGUACCGAUACUGAGACACUUAAGAUCAGGACAAUGAGGAUUUUUUGUGCGGCUGUUACUUGUCUGUGUGGUGGACGUUCGUGACCAUUGGUGUACAUCAGGGCCGUAAACAUUGGCUGCUCCUCGUGCUUAUAUUGUUUGGACUUGUCCUGCCUUGUCUGUGCUGGACAUAACCACCAUUGUCUGCGACGUUUACUUAGGUCCUUCCACCAUAACGUGAAAUAUAUGUAAAUGCAUCAAAU